This is a messenger RNA of Cyprinus carpio (common carp), 3489 nucleotides long. RefSeq lists its product as uncharacterized. Bases 1030 to 2391 code for a protein of 453 amino acids. NCBI's taxonomy places the organism in Eukaryota, Metazoa, Chordata, Actinopteri, Cypriniformes, Cyprinidae. The transcript has 2 exons. The record is from RefSeq and is a predicted model, not a curated record.
UGGGGCUGGCGGUCACACACUGCUCUCUGUAAGCAAGACAGACGGUUAGGGUUAGCUGGCUCUGCUGGAGACAUCGCUCACCUCUGUGUUCAUUUGCUAUGCUUAAGUAGGCAGUUCUUGAUGAUCCGCAGGUGUGGCCGCUCAGCCCGUGACGAGCAGGAGCAGGUGUGACUGCUCGGUUUCCAGGGCGACGCUGAUGAGAGCUCGGGACACGUGUCACACCAUCAAGAAUCCUCUUGAAGAUCAAGUUUGGCAGUUGUGCCUCAAGCUGAGGGAGAUAGUAGAACUUGUCUGUGCUCCCAAAAUCCAUACCAAUCAAGUAGCCUAUCUGAAGCUACUUGUUGAGGAAUAUUUGGAGUCUAGAGCAGCUAUUUUUUCAGACAGACCAUUAAAGCCAAAACACCACUUCCUCCUUCACUAUCCAGACCUUAUAAUUAAAUUUGGCCCUCUAAUUCGCCUCUGGACACUCCGCUUCGAAAGCAAGCACACAUAUUUUAAGCAGUGUGCACGGAAGCUCCAUAAUUUCAAAAACCUAUGUAGCACUUUGGCAGAAAGGCACCAAUUACUACAGGCCUAUUUACAUUCAGGGAGCUUUUUUCCAGGCAUUCUUCAAGUAGGCCAAGCCAAUGAAUUUGAUGAUCAAAUGUACAAUGGUGCCAUUCAAGAAGCUGUUAGACUAAGUGGUAUUAAGAAACAAAACACAGUAGAAACAGUUUCUGCCACAUACAAGGGAACUACCUACAGGAAAGGAAUGGCUGUACUUCUCAAUGUUAAUGACAGGGGUCAUGAGCUUGGUAGGAUUGUUGUUCUUCUGGUCAGUGAGGAGAAGGUUUAUUUUGUUUGUGAAAAGUCUCAAUCAGUGCCAGCCUUGGAUCUUGGUGUUCACAUCUUGCAGCAUGACACACAGAGACAUUAUGUUUGCAUUAGUGUGGACACCCUUGCUGAUUAUUACCCACUUCCAGUUUACAACUUUGAUGAUCACCUUGAUGUUUUUGUGCUUCAUCAUUCUGUUUUUUCAGGUGAAGUAUAAUGGAAGCCAGCAUUAAAAGUGUCCUCUCCUACUUGGAAAAUGAGUCACUGGAAAAGAUUCUACAACAUUUAUCAAGCAUUGGGGUUAGGACAGCUGAUGACAUGGAAUUCAUAAAAGAAGAUGAUUUGAAACACCUCCUGACACCAGUGGACUGCAGGAAACUACUUCAUGCCUUCAAAAGAAGAGAUACACAGCACAACACUCAGCAACGUGACUGUACCAUGGAAACUUCUGCUGAACCUGACUAUUUUUUGACUCUUACACCUGUACCUUAUCCUGAAACCUCACCCAAUUCAGAGCUUGCAUUGGAACCUUCAAGCCAUGUUUCUGUGCAGAAUAGCACUUGGGUUUCAACAUUUUCUGUGCCGUGGGAGAAAACACAUGAAAGCUUGAGAAGGUGUCUUGCACAGAGGAAACGACCAAAAGCUGCAGAUAGACGGCAUAUGGUGAGAGUCAUUGCAGAAGCAAUAAGACAGGUUUGCUUGAACCCCCCAUUCAGGCAGUGUGCUGAACUGGCUAAGAGCAUUGUGGAUAAAUAUCCUGAGUCUUUUGAAGACCGAACAGAAGAGGGAGAACAGCUUGGCAAUGGAUAUUACACUUUAAGCAAACAACUGAGGAUAAGGAUCGAUUUUUUAAACAGAGACAAUACCCUAACAAGACUUCGAAAACCAAAACGAAUGGUCCCUGCCGUGGACGAAGACCUGCCUGGACCAUCAAGAAAGUGUGCCAAAACUGAUAGCUACGGCUGUGUAAAUUGGCAGCCAUCACAGCUGCCUGAAGGACAAAAUAGAGAGUCUCUCUAUGAGAAGAAAAUAGAGCUAAUGACUAUUUAUUCCAAGGAGGGACAAAGAGGUGCAGACCAGAAGCGAGUCAUUGAUCUCAUGACAUUACUGUAUGAGCAACAGCGUCGUGACAUUAAUACAACACCUUCACCAACCAUGUCAGAUUUACAAAACGAGUGGCCAUUCCUCUUCAUGCAGAAGUUUUUACUACAGCACUUCUGCACAUUGACAGGAAUUGAGCUGGAAUCAAGACUACGAGAAUCACUUGCUGGCAAGGGGAAAAGAGUGCUACAAUAUUUCAGUAGUCAACUUUUGAAAUGGAACAAGGAAGUGAAGGCAGUCCUUCAUGGCAUUGAGAGACAGGUGGAAGACAUGGAUCCUGGACUUUCUGCAAUAGUAGUCAUGAUUGCUUACUUCAAAGAAAAGGAAGAAGCUGUUUUCCUCUUGGCUGAUGCAAGUAAUUUUUGUACAGUAUUGCCACACACUUUCUCUUAUGAAUAUUGUACUUGUGAUUUCUUGGGUGAAACUUCAAGGCUCAUCAUGCUCGGUAAAAAUCCCAGCACUAGACAUAUGCAAUAGAUCACAAUUUUAAGUGUAUAAGUAUAUUAAGUGUUAAGUAUAUUUGUGUCGAUUCACUGUGUGUGAACAAAGUUUUACGUCAUCUUGCACUUAGAUUCCAAAAAUCUCUAGUUGUCACUGAUCCAAUAGAAAAAAAGAGGUCAAUGCAUUUAUAAAAGCAAAAUGCUUUCAAAACUUCAUUUUAAAAGCUCACAACUCGUCAUGUGUAAUCCAUGUCUCCAGUAUUCUGUUAUAUGAUCAGGACUAUACAGACACCCAGAUUUUUACUAAAUGAAGUGCAAAAAUUCUACACUGUGCAUACAUGUGCAGGCACACUACCUGGCUGUGCAUUAGAGGAUGUUAUGAAAGUGAUCUGUGUAGCAAAGUUAUUUUUACCAAACAGUAAACCUUAUCAGAUUGAAUACUGUGCAAUGUCAACUUAAUUUUUUUAGGAGAGUCCAUUCUGGGGGCCAAAAAGUGGAUGCUUUCCAUCGAGGGCAGAGUUGUCCUCCAACUGAGUGACCGUUCCGAAUUCACUUCUGCUCUGGCUGUCCUUUUUGCAUCAUACUAUGUAUUUAACAUGGAAUAUCCUGCGGAGGCAGCCACUACAUUAGAAUUUAUCCAGAGGUAAGCACUUAUUUGUUGUUGAUAUAUUUUUGACUAGGAAUGGGAACAAAUAUUUGAGUACUCAUUUUUUAACCACCUACCCGACUAGUAAAAAUACUUCUCAAAGUGUUUGUUUGGGUUUAUGUGGACUGUUGUGUAAUUGUUAAACAUCAAACUUUUAUUUUAACUCACCAUGCAAAUGGAAGAAAAGUAAGCACAGCUAGUCUAAAGUCUAAAUUUCAUGCACAUCACAUUUUCUUUUCGUCACUUUUAAUACUAAAGUACUUGGUUUUAGAGUACUUAACUUUCUAAAUUACUCAAAAUUCCCAUCUCUACUCUUCACACUUCCAUUAAUGUGCUCACUGUAAAUCUGUAGUACACUCCCAUGCAGCAGCAAGUCCCUCUAUCAGGGUUCUUUUUUUGUCAUUGUGGAGAGCGCAGUGCAUGGUUGCAAAGCAACGACAGACGCCACAGGAAAAUCUGACUGAAUUUUUACUAUUAAUAAUAAAAGAU